AAAGAGUUUUUCUUGUAACAAUGAUAAAUUUAAUCUAAUGCGAGUUCUGCGAUGAAUUAUGUCAGUGAAAUACAUCAUCGGCUUUUCGAUAUUUCUUAUUGUACUAGUAGCCUGCAAUAUAUAUUUCUACUACAACCUUACUAGUGUGAAUAAACAUGUGAUUCUAAGUGCCCCUCGAAAGGUAGAAGCAACAUCAUCUGUUCACAAGGAUAUAAUAGAUCAUGUAUAUAACUUACCAAAUGAGUACAAGGUUAAAAAUCCGAAUUUUACACUACAGAGGAAUCUAGUGCAAUCAUUUAAUGCUUCAGUUAUCAAUAAUUUAAAAUCUGUUUGGAAUUAUGUUGAUGAAUGGGCUGAUGACGAAUCAUUGUUUCCACACAAAGAUGGGGCUCCAGGACAAAUAUUGCAGGCAAUGCGCGCAUCACAGAUAGCAUUGGUUGAUAAUGCACCUAAGGGGACACAGUUAAAACUAUUACUGCUUUUGGAGGGAAAGCAAAAGCUGUUAUUCAAACCAAAGAGGUAUAAUCUGACACAUAUAAUCAAUGGUCACAUUUAUGCAGGCUUUGAUCGACAUAACUCUGAAGUAUUUGCAUACUACCUAGCUAUGGUGUUGAACUUUAAAUGGGUGGCACCAGUCAUUACACGCCGGAUCAAUAUCGACCAGGAAAUAAUGCGACUGGCAACACCAGGCUUGAAGAAAACAAUGGUGAAAAACGAAGGUGGACGAUUAUGUAUCUAUGGCAAAUGUUAUUACUGCAAAAUAAAUGAAACUGUAUGCCCUGACAGUAACGGUGAACUUGAAGGUGCUGCUAUUUUAUAUUUAGAUAAACAAUUUCGAAUACAUAAAUCUCCAUGGAGACGUUCAUAUAAUAGUAAGAAAAUGGAAUGGGAGAAAGAUAAUGAUUUUUGUAAGAAAGUUGGUAUGACCUUAAGCACAAAACGAAUACUUAAUUUGGUAGAUACUGCUAUAUUUGAUUUCUUGAUACAAAAUGGAGAUCGUCAUCGCUACGAAAUUUAUAAGGAAAAAAUAGUCCUUUUGGAUAAUGGAAAGGGAUUAGGCAAUCCAAUGGUAGAUGUGUUGGAUAUUUUAGCACCAUUGUAUCAAUGCUGCAUAAUAAACUUUUCAACCUGGCAAAAUCUAGAAUAUCUCUCGGGUGGUAGUUUAACCGAAACAAUAAAAUUGCUCUCGGAAUUUCACGGUGAAAAACUGACAACUGAAGAACAUUAUCAAGCUAUCGAGCGCAGAUUGUUAAAAAUUUACGCAACAGUACAAUAUUGUUUAGAGAAACAUGGCAGUGGGAAAGUCUUUAAAAAUGUUGUUGCAUUAUAACAUAUAAUGCAGUCGUUUGAUAUGAUAUUUCUAUUGUAGCUCGUACGCACUUAUCGGUGUAGUUAAACUACCCUAUUACAUUGUUUUGCGCAUCACCCACAUCCGACAGAAAGUAGACUCUGCACAGUGGAACUAUCGUAUAAAUCUUUUGUUAAGAAAAUAUCUAAAUACUCUUAGACACUGAAAGCUUCAAACGCGUUGAAUAAAAUAGAGGUGAGCUGUUGACCUCUACGUCCCAUUCCCGCGCUCAGUUCGCUUAGAGCUGUCACUGCGCUCAUACCUGUUGCUACCUGAAUUUACAUUUAAAAAUAUUGUUUUGUAUCCUUAAAGCGUGUGUUUACAGAAACUCCAAAAGGCGAUCUAAAACAACAAAUGGUAUCGCCAGUAACUUUAUAGUCAUUUCCUGAAAUAUAAGCCAGUUGAGUUCGCCAUUCCUUUUGGAUUGCCAGUUUAUAAAAUCACAGACUAUAUUUUAUAUAAGUAAAUUUCUUUUAUAAAUAAUUUUAGUUUGUGCAACAGCUGGUACCAUUAUGCACGCACACAAGGCUAAGCAGAAUUACGCAGUGACAGUGUAUGACGCAACUGUCACGCACACUAAGCUUACAAUAAUUUACCUAUGGCUAUUUGUUUAAGUAGCUUUACAUGUAGUGUGGAUAAUAUCAUAAAGUGUGAGGAGGAAAUAUAAUGAGUGAAUAGUUACCAAGUUUAUGUUACGUAUUUCUUUUUAUCACAUCUGUUCAUUGAAAGGUUGUAUCGAGAUCAUAAGCGGUGAAGCCGUCCGGUAUAGAAUCAUUCUAUAUUUUAUUUAUAUAUUGAAUUGUGGAAAAAUAAAACAUGUAUCAAUUCAGAA
Manduca sexta (tobacco hornworm) is the source of this 2180-nucleotide messenger RNA. RefSeq names its product glycosaminoglycan xylosylkinase homolog. Gene Ontology annotation, biological process: protein phosphorylation. Gene Ontology annotation, cellular component: Golgi apparatus. Gene Ontology annotation, molecular function: phosphotransferase activity, alcohol group as acceptor. NCBI's taxonomy places the organism in Eukaryota, Metazoa, Arthropoda, Insecta, Lepidoptera, Sphingidae. The record is from RefSeq and is a predicted model, not a curated record.